Molecule: messenger RNA, 2910 nt
Organism: Cylas formicarius (sweet potato weevil)
Lineage: Eukaryota; Metazoa; Arthropoda; Insecta; Coleoptera; Brentidae
Product: sarcosine dehydrogenase, mitochondrial-like
Exons: 15
Coding region: 283-2649 (788 amino acids)
Cellular component (GO): cytoplasm; mitochondrial matrix; mitochondrion
Molecular function (GO): protein binding; sarcosine dehydrogenase activity
Source: RefSeq, a predicted model, not a curated record
GCACGCUCUACGGUAUUUGCAUUUUCGAAAAGUUCUCAGGAAUAAAGAAAAAAAUAUAUUUCGCAAAUAUUACAGCACCAACCGAUAUCUUCCGGAAAGCGUGGAUGUGACUAUUAUCGUUUUUAUUUAGGCGGAGGCGUGGCGGGUUGUUCUACAUUUUAUCAAUUAUCCAAGAAAGGACUAAAAACAAUACUACUGGAGAAAAACAAGCUAACAAGCGGUACUACGUGGCAUACGAAUGGUUUAAUAUGGAGUCUCAGGCCCUCAGACACGGAUAUUUUAAUGUUGCGAAAUACUCUCGAAACCAUAAACAAAUUGGAGGAAGACAGUGGUGUCGAUCCCGGUUUUAUACAUAGUGGAGGUAUAUUUAUCGCAAGAACAAGGGAACGAUUUGAAGAAUACAAACGUCUUCACACUAUAGGCCAUUUCUUCAAAAACCAUAGCAAAUUGCUGACGCCCAAAGAAACUCUAGAAUUGUGUCCCGUUUUAGAACCCAGUGCGUUCUAUGGAGCUCUGUAUACCACACCCGACGGAUAUAUCGACCCUACCAUGUAUUGCAAUGCAUUAGCGAAAGGUGGUCGACGCUACGGUGGUUUGAUCUUUGAAGAUGUAACAGUAAAAAAUAUUUUAACCGCCCAGUCGACGCAUGGUAUUAAAAAGGUGGUGGGUAUAGAAACGGAUAAAGGGUUCAUAAAUUCCAAUAUAAUCGUAAAUGCUGCGGGUGUAUGGGGUGAUAAAAUCGCUAGACUAGCUGGAACGGCGAUACCAAUUCAGCCAAUGAAACACAGCUACGUAGUCACCAACGAUAUCCCAGGUUUUAAAGGGGCACCGCCAGUGAGGUGUCACGACGGAAGUGUGUGCUUUAAGCCUCAAGGAUUCGGGAUGACCCUCGGCGGCUACGAAAUGAAUCCCGAAAUACUGGAUGAGGCUCCAGAAGAUUUCAACUUUAAAUUGUACGAAUUGGAUAGAAGCUUGUUUGAGGUACAUUAUCAAAAUGCCGUUAAGAUUUGCCCCGUUUUAGAGCGAACGGGGAUAAAAGCUGACAUUUGCGGCCCAGAAAGCUUUACGCCGGAUCACAAGCCUGUUGUAGGGGAAGAUCCUAAUGUUAUUGGACUAUUUCACAACGUCGGGUACAAUUCCGGAGGAAUGAUGUUUAGCGGCGGAGUGUCCGAGCAACUUGCAGUUUGGAUUAAAACUGGAUCUCCGAAUAUUGACAUGCAUUCGUACGAUGUUAAAAGAUUUUCACCUGAACAAAGAAAGAACAAGCGUUGGAUUGCCGAGACUAGUCAUGAAAGUUACGCGAAAAAUUACAGCAUCGUAUAUCCACACGAACAAAAGCUAGCUGGUCGUAAUUUUAAAACUGAUGCUUUCCAUCAGCAUUUGGUUGCUAAUGGGGCAAUAAUGGAACAAGUAUUUGGAUGGGAAAGACCUGCUUAUUUUCUAACAAAUGGUACAACGGCUCCUGCAAUUAAGUAUGAUUGGUACGGUUGUUACAACCAUCGAAGAAACUCUGACCAAAGAUUUGAGAAAGAAGUACGAAAAGAUUUAACAUUUGACUUUUCGGACCAUCACAAUUUGAUAAAAGCAGAAGCACUAGCCUGCAAAACCAGCAUAGCAUUAUUUAACCUAUCCUCUUACACCAAGAUGUCUCUAAUAGGUCCAGAUGCUGAAGAAGCUGUUCAAUGGUUAUUCACUUCAAAUAUAAAGCCUGGUAAAAUCACUAAAACGAUAGGACUAAACUCAAGGGCAGGGAUUGUGGCCGAUGUGACCGUUGUUGCCCUAGAAGACUGUGACGAGGAUAUUUUUAUUGGAGCUCAACCGAAUUUGCAGGGAAAACGCUAUUAUGUGGUAGCGGACAGUGGAUCGGGUUACCAGAUCAAAUGCCACAUCAGAAAAGAAUUAAACGCCCAAAAUUUCGACUGCGAAUUGAUUGAAGUUAGCGACAAAUUCGGAAUCUUGUCUCUGAAAGGUCCAAACAGCCAUCAACUUCUUAUGCCUCUGAUAGAAACGCCAAUAUCAAAGUUAAGUUAUGAAAUUCUUAAGAUUAACGCUCAUGAGUGUAUGAUAAUCAAUACGAACGAUGUAGGUGAACUCGGAUGGCAGAUUCACAUUCCUGUUAGUCACUGCAUGUCAGUACUUAAUUCAAUCUUAGACGCAGGAAAAAAGUUAAAUUUUAAAAUUACAUAUGCCGGAUUCAGAGCGUUGGAAUCGUUAAGUUUAGAGAAAGAAGCCCACGUUUUGAAUGAAGAUGUCAGAGUGGACGACAAUCCAUUAGAGGCAGGGUUGUCCCACUUGUGCCGCUGCUCUGGUCAAUAUCAAGGAAAAUUUGCAUUGAAAAAAAUUGAGGAAAUCGGACCAAAGAAGAGGCGAAGCUUUUUCGCUUUAGAACAUCCCAUAGCCCUCUACGGGUUGGAAACAAUAUGGAGAGAUAACGAAAUUGUUGGCUAUUUACGCAGGGGAGGUUAUAGCUUUUCUAUGGAUUGUUCUGUAGGAAUUGGAUAUGUCUGCCACUCAUAUGAUUCUGUCGUAGACAGCCACUUUUUACGAACAGGGAGGUAUCAAAUUGAAGUCAGAAAUAAAAAAUAUCCUGCUAUUUAUCUAGGUAGCCCAAUACUCCCGGAAACGUUUCCUGAUUUGUGUCUUUGUUGACUGCAUCUGCACAUUUAUUUUAUAGUAAAUCUGUAAUGUACAACCCAUAAGUAUAUUAUUAAUCUCUGUAAUAUAAAUUCGAGCUUUUACCAAUAUGUAAGACUUUUUACACAAUCAACCAUUCUACCAAGGUCACUAUUCUGCAAUCUUGGGAAUAGAAAUGUUGUAGGCAAAUAGUCAAAAGUUAGUGUGUUCCUUUAAAAUGUUAAAACGCAUCAGUAUCUUUGAUAAAGGUCUAUUAAAAAAAAAGAAAUUGUUACU